Molecule: messenger RNA, 1320 nt
Organism: Suillus bovinus
Lineage: Eukaryota; Fungi; Basidiomycota; Agaricomycetes; Boletales; Suillaceae
Exons: 5
Coding region: 1-1320 (439 amino acids)
Source: RefSeq, a predicted model, not a curated record
AUGUCACAAGGUAGCGUCGAUGCUGAAGGUCAACCUGCGGAGAGCGUUUCUGAAGACAAUAUUGGUCAACCUGUGGAGAGUGUUGCACAACAGCACUCCAAGCAUGAUAACAGGAACACCAGCACACCAGACCUCAUUGAGCCCGGUAACAGGAACACUAACCCACCAGACCUCAUUGGUGCAGCGGUGGCCCUCAUACGUGAUACUAACAACUCAUCUUGGGCUGCAAGAAAUCCCAAUAGGCCUAUCAUUGCACCAUGUGCCCCACUUAAUCCUGUGCAGAAAGCAUGCGCAAAUGCUCAACGAGCAUCUCGAAAAAUCUCUUCCCAGCAACGCAAAGAGUCUGAGGUGGCAUUGCACAGUUCAAUUCAGCAGCUGCUAGCAGACCAGGCACAGAAGAUGAAUGAGAUCGCUCUGGAACACAGCAUCUCUGUGGAGAAGGUCAAGAAACUGGUGGGAGGUACUAAACAUUAUACAGUGGGUCGAUGUGUGCAGCUAGAGAACGCUCUUAUGCACACAAAAGCUGAGGAGGUAAAUAGAGAUCUACCACGGGGCGCCAAAUAUACUCCUGGAGAGAUCCAUCAGAUGGUCAAGGACAAUAAGACCAUGCAAGAUCUAACAGAGGAGGAAAAACAAGAGUUGGUCGACAAGCUCAGUGAGCACCGAGCUCUGCGCAACAUGAGUGUGCGAGCAACAAAUACGGCAGCUGCACGCGAUGUUCAAUCAACUUUGGACACGAUCUUCAAAAUGCUUGACGGUCUUGCUGUAAGAACUGGGAUGUAUGCUUGUCUGUUUGCCUCUCGUGGUCAUGUUUAUGACACUGCACAAGCCACAUGGUUUGGGACCGACAACAUCAUGGAUUUCUGGGAGGAUGUGCUGCAAACGGAGGCCGAUGAAAUCGCACGGAAGCUGGAGCAAUGGGCAUGUAUGAUAGGUCGAAACAUUGAUGAACAUGAAACAGUGCAGAACAUGCAGUGUGUCUGUACUCGCCUCCUCAACUCAGGGCUGAGAACUAUAGCUAAGAGAUGCGACAUCCGCAUCAACUAUGCAAAUUUUGAUACUGCAAUCAAGGAGAAGCUUUUGAUCGAUAUGAAGGGCUGGUCCAAAGGUGUUCCCUUUCAAUCCCCCACCAACAUUAAUGAUCUCAAUGCCCUCCUCAAACUCCGAGGUGCUCUGAAGGAUGGCUCUUGCCACUGGUUCCGUAUGACUCCCCAUCAGUGUGACAAGUUUCACGCUCUACUGGAUGCACGCCGUAAAAGUGGGGAAAAGGUUGGCAAACCACGCAAGAAGCGUGCAGACGCUGGGAUGCCUCGUAAAUGA